ACAUCAUCUGACCGAGGAAGCUGCUGUGGCGCUGGUUACGUGCUUUUUAAUGGUGCCGGAACAUCCUGUGUGAGGCAAACAGAAGAAACUCUCCGCACCUUACAUCUGCCUUGCCCAGCCCAUCAUGAUCCACAGCCUGUUUUUGAUUAACCCUUCGGGGGACAUCUUCCUAGAGAAGCACUGGAAAAGUGUGGUAUCCCGCUCUGUUUGUGACUACUUCUUUGAAGCCCAGGAAAGGGCAUCAGAGGCAGAGAAUGUGCCCCCAAUCAUUCAGACCCCUCACCACUACCUUCUCAGCGUCUACAGGCACGGCAUCUUUUUUGUGGCUGUCAUUCAGACAGAAGUGCCCCCGCUUUUCGCUAUUGAGUUCCUUCACCGCGUGGUGGACACAUUCCAGGAUUAUUUUGGCUCCUGCUCUGAGGCUGUGAUUAAGGAAAACGUGGUAGUUGUAUAUGAGGUUCUUGAGGAAAUGCUGGAUAAUGGGUUCCCUCUUGCUACUGAGUCCAACAUCCUGAAGGAGCUCAUCAAGCCUCCAACCAUUCUUCGCAGUGUGGUCAACACCAUCACAGGCAGUUCUAAUGUUGGGGACCAACUUCCCACUGGACAGCUCUCCGUGGUUCCUUGGAGACGGACAGGAGUAAAAUACACCAAUAAUGAGGCUUAUUUUGAUGUUAUCGAGGAAAUUGAUGCCAUCAUUGAUAAAUCAGGAUGCACUGUGACAGCAGAGAUUCAGGGGGUGAUUGACGCCUGUGUAAAACUAAGCGGGAUGCCAGAUCUGACUCUGUCUUUCAUGAAUCCCCGUCUCCUGGAUGAUGUGAGUUUUCACCCAUGCGUACGUUUCAAGCGGUGGGAGUCAGAGAGGAUCCUUUCCUUCAUCCCGCCUGAUGGGAACUUCCGGCUGCUGUCCUACCAUGUCAGCGCUCAAAACUUGGUGGCCAUUCCUGUGUAUGUGAAACAUGCAAUUAGUUUCCGGGAAGGAAGCAGCGGCGGGAGAUUUGAAGUCACGCUAGGACCAAAGCAGAGCAUGGGGAAAACAGUGGAAGGGGUCACCCUCACCGGGCAGAUGCCCAAGGGAGUGCUGAACAUGACGCUAACCCCUUCCCAAGGAACUCAUGUCUUUGAUCCAGUGACCAAGCUCUUGUCCUGGGAUGUAGGAAAAAUUAAUCCUCAGAAGUUACCAAAUCUCAAGGGGACCAUGAUCCUUCAGGCUGGAUGCUCAAAGCCAGAUGAAAACCCCACCUUGAACCUGCAUUUCAAGAUCCAACAGUUGGCCAUAUCAGGUCUGAAGGUAAACAGGCUGGACAUGUAUGGAGAGAAAUACAAACCAUUCAAAGGCAUCAAGUACAUGACCAAAGCUGGCAAGUUCCAAGUCAGAACAUGAGGGGGGGGAAGUUUGAGCUGUGUCCUGAAGUACCCCCCUACUCAGCUUGUGACAACUUCCACCUCUAUAUGCAGAUGAGAUGAGAGAGAGUGUGACUACUCAGUGUGUCUUCUGGGAGUGUUGGACAGCAUAGUUGGGGGGGUUAUAUGUGUGUGUAUUCCCUGUUAUAAAGGGUGUUCUGGGAGAAUUCUUGUGUGCAUCUGUGUGAUGGGUUUUUUAGGAGCCCAUUCAGUACAUUACAUGUGCAGAGGAAGAGCAAGGAUGCCAGACUUCUGCACCUGUUGCUCGUCAAGAGCUCCCAUCAUCCCCUGCCAACCACUGGCAGUUUGGAUAGGAAUUAUGCAUUGUUAUUUGUGAAGGCUAUUCUGUUAUAUGCAGGAAUGUUACCAUAUCUUCCAAAAUGGUGUUUUACUAAGAUAAUUAUUACAAAUAAAUCUGUAAAAUGUGUGAACAUUGAA
This is a messenger RNA of Xenopus tropicalis (tropical clawed frog), 1839 nucleotides long. It is a transcript of the gene ap3m2, whose product is annotated as adaptor related protein complex 3 subunit mu 2. The record is from RefSeq and is marked provisional. Gene Ontology annotation, cellular component: clathrin adaptor complex; cytoplasmic vesicle membrane; Golgi apparatus. Gene Ontology annotation, biological process: intracellular protein transport; vesicle-mediated transport. Lineage: Eukaryota; Metazoa; Chordata; Amphibia; Anura; Pipidae.